Cotesia congregata is the source of this 885-nucleotide messenger RNA. NCBI's taxonomy places the organism in Eukaryota, Metazoa, Arthropoda, Insecta, Hymenoptera, Braconidae. The record is from the annotation of a GenBank genome assembly.
AUGGAACGUGAAAUAGCAAUCGCGCGAGUAAAUGCCAUUUUAACGGAACUAAUAACGCAAGUCAAAAAAAUUAGCGAUGCGUCAAAGAGACAGCAGGUGUCUUCUGACAAUGAAGAGCAGUGCAGCGGAUCGGAAAAUCUAAUAAAGAUGUUGGAUGUUCUUGGGCGCAUUAUUGAAAUGCGAAUGCGGACGUCACCGAGAGAAGAACGUGAGCGCGCAUCUACUUUGGCGAGCGCACUUGUUAAUGGAGAAAAAGCUCGAGUGGAAGCUGAGAAUUUAGAGAGUACAAUUGAAACGGAGAAACUUUUGCAUCAACAUUUCACAAAUGACGUAAAAGAACAAAUCGCUGAGGAAAAAAUCCUCUUGGAAGGGAUUAAGGCCAGACAAAAAAGGGAAAUUGAUGAAAGAAAGAAAAAAACUGCGGCAAUUAUUGAAGAAAUUUUGGAAAAAAAAUCUGUAGAAGAGAAAAAAUUGCUGAGAGAAAUAAAUUUUAAAUCUACGGAGUAUGAAGCGAUUUAUGCAAUCAAUCAAAAUAAUGAAGAAAAUUUAUAUAAUAUGAGGAGAAAAGCAGAACAAGACUAUUUGGAAAUACUUUCUAAGUACGAUAAAGAUGUUGGAAUGCUUUACCGGACUAUGGAGUCUCUAAUAGAGGAAUCAAAUAUAUUGGAAAUUAAAUUGAAAAUUCUUGAGGACAAAGUAUCGAUCCAAAAGAGAGAAUACGAGGAACUAAAAAACGAACGUGAGAUGGCAAUCGCAGAAGCAUUUGCUGAAACUCUAAAUAAUUUCAAGAGAAAUCGUGCGGCUAGAAUAAUACAGCGCGGCUGGCGCGGAUAUUUGGAGCGUCAGUUACUAAAAAAGAAGAAAAAAUCUAAAAAGAAAAAAUAA